GCCUGGGAACUGACGGAGGAGUCGGCGGAUAUCGAGUGUGGUGCGACUGAACCAACCGCACACACUUCAAGAGAGGGGUUGGAAAGGCAGCCAAGCCUGCGCGUCAGCAAACCUCUCCCUUACGCGAAAACAUCUACUUUUCUGUAGUUUUAAACAAAAAGCUACUGCCGCUUGCUCACCUGCUCACAGGAAAUUAACUUAAGUGUUUCGAUCAUAAGGUGGAGUUUAAUUUUGGGGUAGCCAGGAGCCGCGUUGAAAGACGGAGACAUGGCAACGACAACCUGUACACGUUUUACUGACGAAUAUCAGCUAUACGAGGAACUCGGAAAGGGGGCCUUUUCUGUGGUGCGCCGAUGUGUCAAGUUGUGCACGGGCCAAGAGUACGCGGCCAAAAUCAUCAACACCAAAAAGCUCUCUGCCAGAGAUCACCAGAAGCUGGAACGUGAAGCUCGAAUUUGCCGUCUGCUGAAGCACCCCAAUAUUGUUCGUCUUCAUGACAGUAUAUCAGAGGAAGGCUUCCACUACCUGCUGUUUGACCUGGUAACUGGUGGGGAGCUAUUCGAAGACAUAGUCGCCAGAGAGUAUUACAGUGAAGCUGACGCCAGUCACUGCAUCCAUCAGAUACUGGAGAGUGUCAGUCACAUUCACCAACAUGACAUAGUGCACAGGGACCUCAAGCCUGAGAACCUGCUCUUGGCCAGUAAGUGUAAGAAUGCUGCGGUGAAGCUGGCUGACUUCGGUUUGGCCAUCGAGGUGCAGGGAGACCAGCAGGCCUGGUUUGGGUUUGCGGGGACACCAGGAUAUCUGUCUCCUGAGGUGUUGAGGAAGGAGGCAUACGGGAAACCUGUGGACAUCUGGGCCUGUGGGGUGAUCCUGUACAUUCUUCUGGUCGGCUACCCUCCUUUCUGGGACGAGGACCAGCACAAACUCUACCAGCAGAUCAAAGCUGGAGCCUAUGAUUUCCCAUCCCCUGAGUGGGACACAGUGACUCCUGAAGCCAAGAACCUCAUCAACCAGAUGCUGACCAUUAACCCUGCCAAGAGAAUCAAUGCCCAGGAGGCUCUCAAACACCCAUGGGUCUGCCAACGCUCCACAGUGGCCUCCAUGAUGCACAGACAGGAGACGGUCGAGUGCCUGAAGAAGUUCAACGCCCGCAGGAAACUCAAGGGAGCUAUUCUGACCACCAUGCUGGUGUCGCGAAACUUCUCUGUGGGUCGACAGACUACGGCUCCGGCUUCGGUCACUGCAGCAGUAGCAGCGGCGGCCGGCACCACCGCCGGUCUGGUGGAACAAGCAGCCAAGAGCCUGCUCAACAAGAAGGCCGACGUCAAGCCCCAGACAAACAGCACGAAAAACAGCAUAGUCACCAGCCCCAAAGGAAACGUCCCUACUCCCGCUCUGGAGCCUCAGACCACUGUUAUCCAUAACCCAGUGGAUGGGAUCAAGGAGUCUUCAGACAGCAGUAACACCACCAUUGAAGAUGAGGACGUGAAAGCGAGGUCAGUAGAGAGCAGCUCAGUAAAGCCGUCCCCAGAGUCCAGCCAGUCUACACCUGCAGCAGCUCCUGCCCCUGUCAUCUUCUCCUCCAAGCUGUCCGACCUCUUGGGCUCGGUGCGCAGGAGUUCAGGUCCCGCUGGGGGGCUCGACACCGAGGGAGGGGUGCAAUCGGCUGCCUCCCCCCCUCAUACGCCUGCCACGCAGACCCGCCUGACAGACCUGGUGAGCAGUGUGUUCCGUGCGCCGGCCCCCCAGGUUACCAAGGAGACCUCGCGAGCCCCCCCCUCCUCCACUCCUCACGCCCCCCCGCCCCCCUCCCACACCCCCUCGGGCUCCUCAACUCUGAGCCUGCAGUUGCGUAAACAAGAGAUCAUCAAGAUCACAGAGCAGCUGAUUGAAGCUGUCAAUAAUGGAGACUUCGAGGCCUACGCGAAGAUCUGCGAUCCGGGACUGACGUCCUUUGAGCCAGAGGCCCUGGGGAACCUGGUGGAGGGAAUGGACUUCCACAGAUUCUACUUUGAGAACCGUGAGCGAUCAUUGCUGGCUAAGAACAGUAAGCCCAUCCACACCACCAUCCUGAACCCGCACGUGCACCUGAUUGGAGAGGACGCCGCCUGCAUCGCCUACAUCCGCCUCACGCAGUUUGUGGACGGCCAGGGACGUCCCCGCAGUAGCCAAUCAGAGGAGACCAGGGUAUGGCAUCGCCGUGACUCCAAGUGGCAGAACGUCCACUUCCACUGUUCUGGAGCUCCGGCUGCCCCACUGCAGUGAAGGAGCUGCAUUGGGUGCGUCUGACUGGUGUGCUGUCGUGGGCAGGAGAUGGAGGGAUGGAGAGAGGGACUGAAGGAGGCAGGACAGGGGAGAACGAGUGCAAGGCUGGGGAGCCUCCUCCACGGUCGGGCCCAUGGGCCUCCAGCUCUGCACCAACCCUGUCCAGGCAACACAUCGCAUGCACACCGUCACUCUUUAUCGUCCCCUGGGGGCCUGGGGUCACACUGCAGCCUCACUGACCUCUGUCCCGCCAUCUGAACUCUCCUCUGAAGCGCAAUUACCCUCAGCUGCACCCUCACCCCCCACCCCCUGCCUCCUCUGGAAGGAACAACAGCACACAUAUCAGAUCAAGACUCACAGCUCCUGUGUUCUGCAUUAGAACCGCACCCUCUGUUCCCAUGUCUCCCCUCACUGGAAACAGUGUUACACCCUGUGACGAGGGUGGGUCAGAAAUAUUAGAACCUUCAAAUGAAGUUCAUAUUAUUAUUAUUAUUAUUACCACUAUUGCUAUUAUUAUUAUUAUUAUUAUUACUACUACUAUUAUUACUACUUCUUUCAUCAUCAUUGGUAAUGCUGUUGUUCUAUUGAGGUUUAAUAUUUAAUAGUAUAAUUCUUGAUGCCAGUGGUAAAUCUAUUUUAUCAGAAGAAAAACUUUUGUUUUGUUUUUUCAUUUGUAUUUUUUGAAAUGCAUGAUUUUUUUUUCAGUAUUAUUCUCAGUGGCUGUUUUUUAUGUGCUUGAGUAAUACGAAAUGUACUUACAAUUUUACACACUUACCUGUAAGUCAUUAAGACUACUGAUCAGCGCAGCUUGUGAGCGGAAGGAAAGCAUUGUGGGAAAGGCCUUCAGACAGGAAGUGGAUUGGCUGAGGGGAGAGAGAUGUAGGGUUCCACUGUUGUCCGCCCCCUAACUCUGAGUGGCCAUCUGUGUGUUCUUAUGCUUCUUAAGGAGGUACUUCUGUUUAAUCUUGGUUUCUUCAAAAUAGGAUCUGACAUGUCACCUCUUUCGGUAAAAUUAUGAUAGUUCUGGUGUUGCCAUGACUACAAUUAAACAUCAAAUACCGUCAGGAUUCCACAGCUAUAAUUAGAUUAAAUGAAACACUCCGUCUGAAUCCUUUGUGUCUGAGCCACAUACAUUGUCACUAAGUCCUACUCAUUACUUUCAGUCCAGGCUUGAUGCUUUCCAGGGGCUUCUGUAUGAAAUGGCAGAGCUAGCAUCCCAGUGCAGUGUACAAUGGAUGCCUAAUACCGUGUCCAGAUACACUUGCACUUGGACACACUCAUAAGGUGCGUUUAUAGUUAAAUUAGUCUGGGUAGUCUUAGGAUUUUUAGUGAAUUCUUAUGGGAUCUUUGUAUGGUAGUUUUAGGAGCUUUUAUAACCUAGGGGAUAUUUGAUCUAGUAAGGCGUAGGGCUGCUCUUGACAGUGCAGCUGCAUCAAUAAGAGAAGGUAACGCGUGCUGACUCAACCCACGGUGGGGAAGUGAGGUGGGCUAGAGUGAGGAGAUGCGUGGCUUUUACAGGAAAUGACACAGGAGGUGUGGAACCAUCUCUUAGGCACCUGAUCAUUGAUAUCCCCCUUUUCACUUCUGAUUUCUCUUCAUUCUGACUUAUAUUCUGAUUAUUUCACCCUAUUUUUGUAUGUCAUAGAAAAUAGAUGUUUUGUGGAGGGUUUAUUUUUCCCUAUAAGUUUAUGUAAGACCCAAUGUGGUGUCUAUGGGCAUUACAUGUUUGUUUAACUGCUGAGGUGAACAAGAAAGUCUUCAUUUAUUUUUUCUUUGUAAGAGGUGCUGAAAAGAAUUGCUACUGCUGCAAAUCAUGGUAAAGGGGGUAAGACUAUAAAAUAAGCACAGAUAUUAUUUAGUUACAGAAAUGUAUGGCAGCAUCAGCUUCUAGAGAGCUAUUAUUUUCCACUGGAUAUUUGUGAGUGGAGCAUAUCUAUUUACCAUGGUUACGUUGAAACACACACACACACACAUACACAAAUAGCACCCAUAUAUGUUUGUUUACAUGACAGUUUGUGUGUGUGUGUAUGUGUUCAUUAAGGCACACAUGUUCUUGUUUGCUCCUAUGCCACAAUGCAACGGCAAUAUGAAGCCUGGAGGUGAAUAGAAUGCGUUGCUAUAGAGAUAAGUAAUAACAUAAUGCAAGAGCUUCCUGGUAACCAGCACAGUUUAUACCAAUGAGUAUAGAAGUUACUUCUAUACUCUUUGUUUAUACUGUUAGUUGAAUGCAGAUUUGAUCUGUGUAGAGAUAUGGAAUGUACAUGACAUAAUGAGAUGAUGACAUAAUGAGAUGUGAAGCAGAUUCUCUCAGUGGCAGCAUAUCUGUUUAAUAUCAUUCUUGUGAUUUAAAAAAAAUAAUAAUAAUUGUUCUCCUCUACAAUGUGAUAUCUGUUGUUUUUCUGUUGUCAUGUUGAACCCUAUUGGUUUGAUGUGGGGGGUGUUUCUUGGUAGAAAGUAUGAGACCAGGGGUUUCGAGGGUUUCACCCUGCGUUUUCAGUGUUUUCAACUCUCGAACUUCUCCAGAGCCGGUUAUGUUAAGUUAGAGCGAGUUAAGAGAUCAAAACCUAGAAAGAAUGUUUAUAAAAUGUAUAAAGAACUGCCUUCAGACAUCAGAGGAAUCCGUACUGGGCGUGGCCCAGAGUCUGGCCUCAUCCGUCCCACCAGCCUCUGUCCCCUCGGAACAGCGGUUGAAACAGCAUGCUGACAUUCUAUAGUGAUGUUCUCUCUUCUAUCUGUGUCACACAGUGCAUACUCAAUACUCAAAUAUGACAGAUGAAUAUAACAAUAACUUUUAAAGAUUUCAUACAUACAGUAUAUUGUACAACAACAAUUAUGUAGUGAUGACAUAGGUGGCAUCUAUUUGCAUGAAAUUCAAAAUGAAGAUACAUUUGGUGUUUUUAUUUCAUAUCGUUGAUUUCUUUUUUACUGAAUGCUGGUGAGUUAUGAUCCUCUAUCUUCUUUCUAAAUUUUGUGCAUAUACCAAUUUUUGACGAUGAUGAUGAUGAUGAUGAUGAUGAUUAUAAUGACGAUUAUGACUAUCAUGGCAUAAGUAACAAUGAUUGUAUUGCAUGUUUUUGUACAGGGUUUCUUGUUGUUUGAGCAGGGUAGGAUGGUCAUGAAUUUUAACUGAGGACUUGGGAGUCUUAAUUUGUGCAGUUUUUUUUUAUUCUGCCUGAACAAUCCAAGCUUGUCAUGCUGGCUUUGAGAGUGCAUCAUGGGAAAUUAUGUGUCUAGUUGUGCGGAUGAUACUAGUGAACUGCAUGCUUCGGAGGUUCAUUCACUGCUGAGUAUCAUGCAGAAGCACUGCAGCGUUUACCAUGGACACAGUCCAGAGUUUACUGAGAGCCCCUGUUUUGCGCUGCAAUAUUAUUUUGCUGAGACGUGAAAUAUAAUGGCAACACAUAGAGGGCGCCAGACAUCUAUGUUCACCAGCUCACUUUGGCCCUUAGCAGAAAGUCACUUGCAGCAGCAACAUGCCAUGAAUGUGGACCUACAUGGUCUUGAAUUUCCCCUUGGGGAUCAAUAAAGUAUCUAUCUAUCUAUCUCUAUCUUCACAAACAGAUGUGAGAACAGCAAGUUUGCUGAGUCAGUGAGAUGAUUUCCAUACUCACCAGACAAGUAAUUAAGUAGUAGUUUCAUAGUUCUUCUAUGGCAAUAAGAAGCCAGUGUUUGCCUGUGCAUCCCUAUGGCAAUGGUAAUUGGAUCACACUGUUAUGCAAAGUAUUACUACUGUGGGAGUUAGAGCGCUCUUAAAAGUAUGCUGUAAAGUUCCAGGCCAGUGAUGAAACGAAGGUGUGUGUGUGUUUGUUUGUGAAUGUAUGAGUGUGUGCGUAUGUGUGUGUGUGUGUGUGAGAGAGAGAGACGGAGAGACAGGAAAGAGUUCAUUAGUGCCGAAUCCCUCCUUUUUUAGUGACACCUCGCUGCUCUUACAACAUCAAGCCACGGCUCUUUGUAGUGUUUCUUUUAUGUCCUUUGAUCCCUAAUCCUAUUGCCUGUAUUUGUUUCAGUUGCUUUGCUUAUGGUUUCUCUGACGCUGAGCCUUUGAGAUCUGUUGGUUUCUCGUUUUUGAAGGGGGGGUUUUGUAUAUAAUCUCAUGAUGUGUAAUGAGAUUAUGUGAAUCCUGUAAGAUUACACAACAAGGUUAUUAUUAUUAUUAUUAUUAAUAUUUCUCUCCACUCUUCCUGGUACUGCUGCUCUGUUCUUCCAAUGUGCUCUGUGUUCUAAAAGUUAAGGAAAUGUGUUAAGAUGUUAUCGAUAUGUUAUCAAUAAAAAUUACGGUACAAAGGCA
This is a messenger RNA of Alosa alosa (allis shad), 6556 nucleotides long. RefSeq names its product calcium/calmodulin-dependent protein kinase type II subunit beta (gene camk2b2). The record is from RefSeq and is a predicted model, not a curated record. The coding region runs from base 268 to 2268 and encodes 666 amino acids. Gene Ontology annotation, cellular component: cytoplasm; neuron projection. Gene Ontology annotation, molecular function: calmodulin binding; ATP binding; calcium/calmodulin-dependent protein kinase activity. The transcript has 24 exons. Gene Ontology annotation, biological process: protein phosphorylation. Lineage: Eukaryota; Metazoa; Chordata; Actinopteri; Clupeiformes; Clupeidae.